AUGGCCAGUACUCGCUUCUGCGCUCUCUUCGCCUUGGCCUUGCUCGCUGCCCAACUUGCCCAAGCUGCCGUUAUACCUGCAAAUAACCUUUUCGGGAGCUCUACGAUCUACCCAUCUUCAUUGUCUCCAUCGGGAGCUACAUCAGCACCAACUGACUCUCCGCAAGACGGGAAUCCGCCUAACUCUACCCUUGGAUACAUGCCCUCUUUCUCCCAUAUGCCACACUCGCGCCCUUCCGAUUUCCCUGGCGAUAGUCCGGCACCAACUGAUCUCCCGAAGCACAAAUUCUCUCCCUCGUACUCGCAAUCUGACAAUCCGCCAGCCAACACAUCGGCCUUCCCUUCUGGAGCCCCCAACAAUGGAUCAGCACCAUCUGACCACUCACAUGAUUCAAAAUCUCAUGAGGGACACGAAGGCCAGCCAGACUCCUUCUCCGACCACCACGACUUUUCUCCGACAAACGCGACCGAUGUUCCAACACCGACGGACAAUGGGAGGAUGCCAACUGAAUCAUAUAACCCUCCACCGUCAUUCUCUGAUGGUGGCGUUCCAUCGGCGUGCCCUUCUCACUUUCAGAAUUUCGCAGUACCAGCACCCACCGAUUUACCAGCAUACAACUCUUCGGCUGGACCGAUUCCACAAGGGUGCCCGACCGCCUUGCCUUCCUCCAUCUGGCCCUCAGAUGGUCCAGCACCUACUGACACUGUCUGA
Molecule: messenger RNA, 711 nt
Organism: Laccaria bicolor S238N-H82
Lineage: Eukaryota; Fungi; Basidiomycota; Agaricomycetes; Agaricales; Hydnangiaceae
Exons: 5
Coding region: 1-711 (236 amino acids)
Source: RefSeq, a predicted model, not a curated record